GCAGUGAUAGUUGUAGAGUUGACUCCUUUCCUUUAAAAAUCAUAGGCCAGCACGGAUUUCCCAGGGGCUAUCCAGCACGGAUUCAGGUGCUACCCUUUUUGGCUUCCGGUUUUGGUCUCUGGCUAUAGGGUUUAAAUCUCCCGCGCUUUACAUGGAUUGGCCACACUCGGAGGUGGUAGGCCGGCUGUGUGCUAUGGCUCUUCCUCGUCUUUUUCCCCGGGCAAAAGGUUUUCAAAUUCGACCAAUCGCCGGGCGCGCUUUCCCAGCUGAGGCACGUCACGGAAGGGUUAAUCGCAACCAACCGGAGGCGGGUAUUGGAGAAAAGAACCAAUCGGAAGGGCGCGGGGGUGUGCCCUAGGGGCUUAUAAGGGCGGCCCUGCGGCGCGCGCGGCAGCAGUUGGACUGCGGCGGGCGGCAGUUGAGAGGUCUUCAGAGACGCUGUUCUUCACUGUUCUACCUCGCGCAUUAUGUCCGGUCGCGGCAAGACUGGCGGCAAGGCCCGCGCUAAGGCCAAGUCGCGCUCUUCUCGCGCGGGUCUCCAGUUCCCUGUGGGCCGAGUACAUCGGCUGCUGAGGAAGGGCCAUUACGCCGAGCGAGUGGGCGCCGGCGCGCCGGUUUAUCUGGCGGCGGUGCUCGAGUACCUCACCGCUGAGAUUCUGGAGCUGGCGGGCAACGCGGCCCGCGACAACAAGAAGACGCGUAUCAUCCCCCGCCACCUGCAGCUGGCCAUCCGCAACGACGAGGAGCUCAACAAGCUUCUGGGCGGCGUGACGAUCGCUCAAGGGGGCGUCCUGCCCAACAUCCAGGCCGUGCUGCUGCCCAAGAAGACCAGCGCCACCGUGGGGCCGAAGGCACCGGCGGGCGGCAAAAAGGCCACCCAGGCCUCUCAGGAGUACUGAGGGGUGCCCGCGCUGCGGCCGGCUGCCCAGCCCUCCCUAUGCUAUCACAAAGGCCCUUUUAAGGGCCACCACCGCCCUCACGGAAAGAGCUGAGCCACGUUGGGCCGCUAGGCGUGCGAACCGCGGCGCCCGGCCCCCUCCCCUCGCGUCCCCGCCGCCUCCCACCCUCCCCUCCCCCGCGCCCGCACGGCCUGCCGCGGCGCUAGAGGGCCUCGGUCCUUGUCCUGGCUACCGGGAGGAGGGGCGGGCUGGCGUCCUUCUCUGGCUCGUUCGGGGCCCUUGCGCCGCGGGACUGGGCUGGGGGCGCAGCACCUGCCCUCCUUGGUGCGGGUAUCUCAGAAUGGCUGGUGGGCUGCGGUAAGGCCACAGCACCUUCUGGAAGACUUGCUUUCCGCGUUGACGUAGGGCAGAGGUGGGCAGCCCUCAAGGUGAGUUCCUCAGUUGCUGCAGCCUGGAUGUAUCAUUUCUUCAGCGUGGUGCUUAGCUCUUGCCAGGACUUUCAGACGUUGACUGUUGAUUUCCAGGCUUUGAGAGAAAUCGAUCACUUGUUUUGGUUUGGUGCCCCCUUUAUGCCAAGUCCCAGGAUUUUCAGUCAUCUCCGUCUUCAUUCAUAGGCCUGUGUGGUGUGGCCAGGACAAAUCUUUCCUCCUGAGAUGACUCCUAGGAAGUUUGCUCCAGUUUGGACAUAGAGUUGUUUUGUGCUGAAAGAGACUGAAAACUGGGCCUAUCGGGCUUAUCAACCCCAUUUCCCCUCCAGCCAUUAAACUCGGCAAUCCAAGCACCUAGAUACCAGCACAUGUCAGUUAAUCCCUGGACUGAGCCUCUCUUGGCUUCUGAACUGGAAUUUUGCAGCUAACCCAUCCACGACUAGAACCUUAAGUAUUGGGGAGUUUCAGAUGGUCUAAUUUUGUUUAUUAAAGGAUUCUUUUUUUAAAAAAAA
Marmota monax (woodchuck) is the source of this 1839-nucleotide messenger RNA. Its product is annotated as histone H2AX. Gene Ontology annotation, cellular component: nucleosome. The coding region runs from base 468 to 899 and encodes 143 amino acids. Gene Ontology annotation, biological process: DNA damage response. The record is from RefSeq and is a predicted model, not a curated record. The transcript has a single exon. Lineage: Eukaryota; Metazoa; Chordata; Mammalia; Rodentia; Sciuridae. Gene Ontology annotation, molecular function: structural constituent of chromatin; DNA binding; protein heterodimerization activity.